Molecule: messenger RNA, 2493 nt
Organism: Thamnophis sirtalis
Lineage: Eukaryota; Metazoa; Chordata; Lepidosauria; Squamata; Natricidae
Source: RefSeq, a predicted model, not a curated record
UCACUCUCUUUGGUUAUCAAAGCACAGGGUCUGACCAGAAUAUUUGAUGAAAAUGUCACUUGAAAAUAUCAUGUGCUUUUCUGAAAACUGAAGGAAAGAUACAUCGUACUGAUGAAAGAAAUGUCCUUCCCACAGUACAUAGAUGGAGAGCUGUAAAUCUGCUUGUACAGGAGAAAGGAAGAAGCUCCAGAUAAUUGGACUAGAACUCUGAGCUGGUCACCGAUAGGCCUUCCCUCCUGGCAUCAAGCCCACAGUUGUGUGGAGUUGUUUUUUUUAGCGCCCUUUGGGUGGAUUCAAUAGCACAGGAGGGCAAGGGCGUGAAAAUAGGGGAGGCUCCCAAAAUAGCAAGACAAUAAUGGAGGUUAGGGGGUGGGGGAAGGGAUAAGCAUGAAUUUGGAAAUAUCCCCAGCAAGAUAAAAUACCUGAUUUGAGUACAUAGGUGUGUGACAAACUAAGUGUAUGAGGUAGAGGUUCAGGCAACAUUUGACAAGGAGGUGUCCCUGGUACAGAAAAUGGAGAAGGUGCCGGCAGGGCUGGGAUCAACAGAGACAUCAGAACAAGCAGGGAGGGAGCGUUUUGCUAUUCAGCCAAGGAUCAGAUGGGAACUACCCCAUGGAGCAAUGUUACAGCCAGAGAACAUGCCUACCCAGUGGUGGGAAUACCUGAAGGCUCUUCCUUCUCCGGCCAUGGUAUGGAGCAGCCCAGGCCUCCCAGAUAUGACUUCUUGGGAUGACUUGAUCACUUUUGAGAGAGUGUUUGGAGUCCGUCAGUGGCCUAGAGGUGACGGGGUGACCACGCUGAAGCCGGCAUUCAGGGCAGAAGGCCAGCAAGCGCUGAGCGGCAAGAGCGCUAGAGGCAAAAAAGCCUGUGGGAAAGUCAAGGCCAUCUUCCUGCACGAAAACUUGCCCAGCACGGAGCUACACCGCCUGCGCUUCAGGCAAUUCUGUUACCAGGAAGCCGAGGGGCCUCGGGAGGUCUGUGGCCGCCUGCGGGAGCUCUGCCAUUGCUGGCUGGAGCCAGAGCGCCGCACCAAAGAGCAAAUUGUCGAGCUGCUGAUUUUAGAGCAGUUCUUGACCGUCUUGCCUCAGGACAUCCAGAACCAGGUCAGGGAACGUAGCCCAGAGACCUGUGCCCAAGCAGUGGCCCUGGCCGAAGGCUUCAUUUUGCGGCAGCAAGAAGAGAAGCAGCAGGAGGUGCAGGGGACUCGAUCGUCUCAAGAUGUGGCUGUGGAUUUUUCAAAAGCACGGAAAGUGUCAGUGGAGGUCAGGCAGCAGCAAUCGGGCACCCGGAGAAGGAGGGGGGAUAUUGUUAACCUCUCAAUGGGUGUCAAUCUAGCUAGCAAGGUGGAACAGCAGCAUCUGGAGUGCAACGAAAAGGGGAGUGUGACAGCCCAUCCAGUCUCAGGGGGAACCCAAAGGAGAGAGAAAAGCCAUGUUUGUAUCGAAUGUGGCAAAAGCUUCACUCGCCCUUCAGAUCUGGCAAAACACCUGAACGUUCACACAGGCGAAAGGCCCUACCUUUGUGUCGAGUGUGGGAAAAGCUUUAGCCAGCUUUCCCACCUCACAAGGCAUCAGAAAAUCCACUCGGGGGAGAAGCCUCACAUUUGUUCCGAGUGUGGAGAUACCUUCAGCCAACGAGCAUAUCUUGUCAGCCAUCAGAGGAGUCACUCAGGAGAGCAGCCCUACCACUGUUCCUAUUGCCAGAAAUGCUUCAGCCACCAGUCGGCCCUGAAGAUCCACGAGCGGAACCACAUGGGCCAGAAGCCCUACGCCUGCACUGACUGUGGGAAACGGUUUGUGUCCUCCUCUUCCCUCACGACACACAGAAGGAUCCACACGGGAGAAAAACCCCACGCCUGUGGGGUGUGUGGGAAAAGGUUCAUCCAACACUCCAACCUGGUCUCCCACCAGCGAACGCACUCGGGGGAGAAGCCCUUCUGCUGUAAGGUAUGCAGCAGGAAGUUUGCCUACCCUUCGGAUCUUACCCGGCACCAAAAAAUCCACACAGGAGAGAAACCUUACGCCUGUGAUGAGUGUGACAGAAGAUUCACCAGGCUGUCUGAUCUCAUUACACACCAACGUAUCCAUACGGGAGAAAAACCGUACCGCUGCCUUGAGUGUGGGAGAAAAUUCAGGCAGAGGGGCGUGCUGGUGAAACACCAGAGGUGCCAUUCAAAAGAAAAUCCAAAAGGAAGUGAGGCUCUCCAGACCACGGAGUCCCAAGCUAAAAGUCCAUUCAAAACUCAUGAGGUCAAACUGGUGAAAGAACUGGGAGAUCAGGAGGAGGAACCCAGCUUGAGUCUCUCUCCCAGCCCCUGAUGCUCCUCACUCUUAUACUGCUGCUUACAGAGGGAUCAAUCAUUCUAUAGGAUAAAGAAACAACUCCUUUUUCUAUUCCUCUACUACUGACUAGGAAGUGGACAUGAAGGUUGACGAUGACACAACAGCAACGUAAUGAAGCUCAUCGUGGUCUCUGUUUGUGUUUUUAUAAAUA